AUGGCAGACAAUAUAGCCGCAUCCACUAAGCCCGUUCACACAAUCGUGCUGGACGCUGGCCCGAUUCUCAAGAAUACCCCGCCGCUUUCAACCCUCCUUGCCCAGUGCGACGAAAUUAUCACCACCCCCUCAGUGGUCGGCGAGAUCCGCGAUCCCGAUGCCCGCGCACGUGUUGAGACCCUCUACCUACCUUUCUUGAAACAGCGAUCCCCCACACCCAAGAGCUUCAAUAUCAUCAGCGAAUUUGCUCGCAAGACCGGGGACCGUUCUGUCCUGAGUAGAACCGAUAUUGAGGUCCUCGCCCUCGCGUACGAAAUUGAAUGCGAAAAGAACGAUGGGGAUUGGCGGUUAAGAAGCGUUCCUGGACAGAAGCAAAUCAAUGGAAAGCCGCCUGUGAAGGAGGAAUCCGAGGAAGUCAAGCCCGAGGAUGCGGAGGUGGAAGCCAUUACGGAGGGAGUGAAGGAGACCACAGUCGCAGGUGCCCAGGAAGAGUCUCCAGGGGAGGAAGAAUCCGCCGCAGCGAUCGACGCCGACGAAGUCGCCGAGUUUGCUGUUGCGGUCGCCGAAGAAGAAGAGAAGGACGAAGAUCAGGAUGCGGAGGAUGAUGCUGCCGGUGAUUCUGACGACGGAGAAUGGAUCACACCGUCUAACUAUAAAAAGCGUCUUGCUAAAGACGAGUCGGGGACAGCAACUCUUACCGCUGCGCCCAAGACAAUGCAGUGUCAAAACGUUCUCCUGCAAAUGAACCUCAAUCUUCUGUCUACCACCACCCUCCAGAAGAUCCAGCAUCUUAGAACCUUCAUUAAGCGCUGCCACGCUUGCUUCUUGACCACAAAGGAGAUGAACAAGCAGUUCUGCCCUCGCUGUGGCAAGGAUACACUCACUCGUGUCUCAUGCACGACCACUGCCAAUGGCGCAUUCACAAUGCACCUGAAGAAGAACAUGCAGUGGAACAAGCGCGGCAAUGUAUACAGCGUUCCCAAGCCGAUCGCAGGCAGCGCGAACGGCAAGUGGAAGGGCGGCGGUGGCCAGCGAGGAUGGGGUACUGAGCUUGUCCUCGCCGAAGAUCAGAAGGAGUAUGUCCGCGCCAACCAGGAAGAAGAGCGGAGGCAGCGUCGCGAGCGUGAUCUCAUGGACGAAGACUACCUGCCUGGUAUCUUGACCGGCGAGCGCAACAGGGCUGGCGGUCGUACCAAGGUCGGUGCUGGCCGCAAUGUCAACUCGAGAAAGCGCUAA
Molecule: messenger RNA, 1236 nt
Organism: Penicillium egyptiacum
Lineage: Eukaryota; Fungi; Ascomycota; Eurotiomycetes; Eurotiales; Aspergillaceae
Source: the annotation of a GenBank genome assembly